This is a messenger RNA of Cololabis saira (Pacific saury), 3296 nucleotides long. RefSeq names its product protein O-linked mannose N-acetylglucosaminyltransferase 1 (beta 1,2-) (gene pomgnt1). Gene Ontology annotation, molecular function: beta-1,3-galactosyl-O-glycosyl-glycoprotein beta-1,3-N-acetylglucosaminyltransferase activity. Gene Ontology annotation, cellular component: Golgi membrane. The transcript is spliced from 21 exons. The coding region runs from base 118 to 2070 and encodes 650 amino acids. Gene Ontology annotation, biological process: protein O-linked glycosylation via N-acetylgalactosamine. NCBI's taxonomy places the organism in Eukaryota, Metazoa, Chordata, Actinopteri, Beloniformes, Belonidae. The record is from RefSeq and is a predicted model, not a curated record.
AAGAAGAGCAGCGGCGAGUGGAGCCUGCAGAACCUCCAGAAGCUCGGUUCCUGUCCCGGUCUCGGUCUCGGCUCCUGGUCCCGGUCCCGGUCCGGGCGGGUGAAGAUGUGAGGUUCUAUGGAGUCCUGGACCCCGAACCCCCGGGCCAAGCCGUUCAUCCCGCGGCAGCAGCGGAGCCGCUUCCGAACCUGGCGGUACCAGCUGAGCAGCCAGAGGACGGUGCGGAGGUUCUGCCAGGCCGGUGCUGUUCUCUUCCUGCUGAUCACCGUCAUCGUCAACAUCAAGCUGAUCCUCGACACCAGGAGAGUCGCCAGCGAGGAGGAGACCCGGGAAUACGAUGAUGCCGUUCCCAACAUGGAGACGCCGCGGCGACCCGCCGGAGGACGGAAGGUUCUGGACAUCGAGGUUUACUCCAGCCGGUCCAAGGUCUACGUGGCCGUGGACGGAACCACGGUCCUGGAGGACGACAUGAGGGAACAGGGCCGCGGCGUCCACGUGAUCGUCCUCAACCAGGCCACGGGUCACGUUAUGGCCAAGAGGAUCUUCGACACCUACUCCCCCCACGAGGACGAAGCCAUGAUCCUCUUCCUCAACAUGGUGACCCGGGGCCGAGUCCUCAUCUUCACCAUCAAGGACGAGGGAACCUUCCACCUGAAGGAAGCUGCCAAGAACCUGCUGAAGAGUCUGGGCAGCCAGGUGUCGCUGGGCCUCAGCUGGAGGGACAUGUGGACCCUGGUGGUGAAGAAAGGAGGUCAGGUCUACGGGGAGAAGCACUCCAAGUCUCCGGCUCUGUCCACCUGGGGAGACCCGGUUCUGCUGAAGACCGAGGUGCAGCUGACGGCGUCUGAAGAGGCAGAAUGCCACUGGGCCGACACCGAGCUCAACCGGAGGAGGAAACUGUUCUGCAGCAAAGUGGAGGGAUACGGGAGCAUCUGCAGCUGCAAAGACCCGGCACCCAUCGAGUUCAGCCCCGACCCCCUGCCCAGCAACAGCGUGUUCAGUGUCCCGGUGGCCGUGAUCGCAGGAAACAGACCCAACUACCUGUACAGGAUGCUGCGGUCACUUCUUUCAGCUCACGGCGUCAACCCGCAGAUGAUCACCGUCUUCAUCGAUGGAUACUAUGAGGAGCCCAUGGACGUGGUGGAGCUGUUCGGACUGAAGGGAGUUCAGCACACGCCGAUCAGCAUCAAGAACGCCAGAGUGUCCCAGCACUACAAGGCCAGUCUGACGGCGACCUUCAACCUUCACCCCGAGGCCGAGUUCGCCAUCGUGCUGGAGGAAGACCUGGACAUCUCCAUCGACUUCUUCAGUUUCCUGAGUCAGACGAUCCACCUCCUGGACGAGGACGACAGCCUGUACUGCAUCUCAGCCUGGAACGACCAGGGCUACGAACACACGGCCGAGGACCCGGCCCUGCUCUACCGGGUGGAGAGCAUGCCCGGCCUGGGCUGGGUGCUGAAGAAAAGCAUCUACAAGGACGAGCUGGAGCCCAAGUGGCCGACGCCCGAGAAGCUGUGGGACUGGGACAUGUGGAUGCGAAUGCCGGAGCAGAGAAAAGGUCGAGAGUGCAUCAUCCCAGACGUGUCGCGCUCCUACCACUUCGGCAUCAUCGGCCUCAACAUGAACGGAUAUUUCCACGAAGUUUACUUCAAGAAGCACAAGUUCAACACGGUUCCCAACGUGCAGCUGAAGAGCGUGGACAGUCUGAAGAUAGAAGCUUAUGAGGUGGAGAUCCAGAAGCUGCUCAAGGAGGCGGAGGUGCUGGACCACACCAGGAAUCCCUGCGAGGACUCGUUCCUGCCGGACUCUGACGGGAAAACCUACGUCAUGUUCAUCAAGAUGGAGUCGGAGUCGGACACGUCCACCUGGACCGAGCUGGCAAAGUGCCUCCACGUGUGGGACCUGGACGUCCGGGGGAACCACCGCGGCCUCUGGAGACUCUUCAGGAAGAGGAACCACGUCCUGGUCGUGGCCGCGCCGUUCUCCCCGUACGCAAUCAAGAAACCGGCUUCGGUGACUCCCAUCCAGCUGGAACCCACCAGAGAGGAGGGGGCUCCGGUGGAGAUGUGAACCGGAACCAGACUGGACCGUCUGGGCCUGGACCGUCUGGGCCGGAACCAACACCAGACUGUGAUCCGGGCUCCACCCUGGACCUGAUGAUCCGGGUUCAGGGUGAACGAUGACACUAAAACCAGAAACGUCACAGCUGUCAGAGUCUGGCAUCUGUCUCCAUGGCAACCGGCCCGUCCGUGGUCCCGUCUCCAUGGCAACCGGCCCGUCUUUGGUCCCGGUCUGAAGGAUCCAGCUGAUCCUGGUGUCGUUUCUGAUUCUUAACUACUGAGUGUUUUUUCCGUCGGUACAAACUUUUUAACUCUCUUAUUUAUUUUUACGUUAGAAUCCAUUUUCUUUUUUUUUUUCUUUUCCUCAGAUUUUUAUCAAGAUCAGUGUUCGGAGCAUUUCCAGAACAUUUAUCUUAUUUCAUAAAUAAUGAAGUCAGAAUGUGUGUAUAUACCUUCUGAUAAAUAUAUUUUUGAUGAUAAAUGUAAAAAGUUGACAUAUUUUCUGGGUUUAAGAGUGAAGAUGAAGCUGCUUUUCUGCGUUUUUAUUCCGUUUAAUUUGAUCACCAGCUCAAAGCGGUUUAAACCGGUUCCAGAGAUGUUUCUGGGCUGGUUUAAGGGGCGGAGUCACAGUCUGAACAGGUGUCUUUUUACCUGUAAAACCAAAAUCCGUCACCGUGGCGACAGGUUUUCACACCGGACCUGUGAUGUCACAGUCCCCCGCCGAUCCAAACGGAUCAAAUAACAGCAGAUUUUAAGACUUUAAGGGAAAUUAUUAUAGUUGAGAGUUUUGAGUUUAUGGUCAUUUAUAUGCUAUAUAAUAUGUUUUAACUUUAUUUCUUCAAAGAGUGACUGAACAAAAGGUACGAAGCUGCAGUUUAGAGGAAAUGUCAGAACGGGAAUCUGCUGCUGAAUCAGUGUUGAGUGUUAUUUUUUAAGGAAAGUUUGAUGAAGUUGUAUUUUCAGCCAUUUCAGAUGGGAUUGAAGACACUAACAGAAUGUUGAGUGGUUUUUCUGUGGUUGUUUUUGUUUAACUGGUCAGACGUUUCACCAGAACCGUCGUUUAUGUCGGAGAUGAAUCCGAUUCAUCUCAUUUUUCGGUCUUUUCAUUUCACAUCCCAGUAAAAUAAUCGGCGCCGGUAAACUUUGGACGUUUGCUUUGUUUGACCUCGGUUCUGUGUGACUGACGCCGACGAUCUCUGGACUGUUUUUCUCACGAGAAAGAAUAAAAAUGUUUUG